Messenger RNA from Symbiodinium sp. CCMP2456, 250 nucleotides. The record is from the annotation of a GenBank genome assembly. NCBI's taxonomy places the organism in Eukaryota, Dinophyceae, Suessiales, Symbiodiniaceae.
GCUACAAGUACCUCCGCUUGCAGCACGACACCACGAGUGCCGCUGUGAUCUUGGGCCUGGCGGCUUCCCACGUCUCCUCCAUGGACGCUGGGCUCACGCGCACGUGUUGUGUGCACAUCCCUUCUAUGCUUCCGGUCACGUUCUCCGAUGUCGAGGUGGCGAGCCCAGUGCAGAGCAGCGCCGUGCUUUCCUUGGGGCUUCUUUUCGCCGGUUCGGCUCAUCGGAUGAUGACGGAGCUCUUGGUGGCCGA